This is a messenger RNA of Quercus lobata, 2422 nucleotides long. RefSeq lists its product as uncharacterized. The coding region runs from base 576 to 2369 and encodes 597 amino acids. Lineage: Eukaryota; Viridiplantae; Streptophyta; Magnoliopsida; Fagales; Fagaceae. The transcript has a single exon. The record is from RefSeq and is a predicted model, not a curated record.
AUAUUGCCAUAUUUAGCAUCCACAGCUCUUCUCCAUAAAGCAUCUCUCGCCAUAUCAAAAAGCCACAACCAUUUCCCAAGUAUGGCCUUGUUAAAACGAAUCAAAUUCUUAAUGCCUAGCCCCCCAUUUUGAAUUGGCUCAUACACCUUUUUCCAACCAACCAUAUGAUACUUGAACUCAUCUCCCAUCCCUCCCCACAUAAAAUCCUGCUGUAAUUUUUCAACAGGACAAGCAAUACUCCUCAGGAUAGGAAACAAGGACAAAAAAUAAGUAGGGAGACUAGACAAAGUACUCUUAAUUAGCUUGAGUUGAGCCCCCUUUCCUCUUCCAGCCAACCAACCGUCUCUCCAUUUUCUCUAGCACACCAUUCCAGACUGCUUUAGCUUUGAACGUAGAGCUCAAGGGUAAACCCAAAUAUUUCAUAGGCAAUUAAGCUAAUUUACAACUUAAAAUACCAGCCAAGGCCUCCGCAUUUAGAACAUCACAAACUGGAACCAAUUUAGAUUUCCCCAAAUUUCUUUUUCGUUGAAUCUAAGACUUUCGAAUUCUCAGUCGAGGAGGGAGGUACGUAUUUCAUGUUACGCAUUUUUGAGCGAAGUCGGGAUUCUCUCCGAUCAGUUUUCAUGGGCAGAGAAAGCGCUAAGCGAUUGCUAGCUAUUGUGGAGGAUCUAAUGUCUACUAAAACUCCCGGUAACUUUGCACGAACCUUUAGGGAUAAUGAGAAAGUUUAUAUUUUGCAAUUGGGUUCCAAUUCACACGGCAGUUUUUUAAUGAUCUCGGAACUCAUCCAUGGCCGUCGGAAAGGACUUCUCGUGGUCCCGGAAGGGAAAGCUAGUAGUGGGUGGCGAGGUUUUGGAUUUCAUCUAAGGAAAGCAAUUGCACCUGGGACACUUGCAACCAAACAGCCUUUUUUCUCUGUCCUGAAACCGAGAGUGGAGGAUCACAAAACUUUUCUGCUGGCAGCGGCGGAGGGUGAUCGGAGAGAGGAUAGUGGUAGCAGAAAAGGAAAGCAAUUAAUGCCGGAGUUUCAAAUUUCAACCGAAUCAAUCUUGAGCAAUAAGAGCCACGAUAUACGCGUUUUGAAUGCUGGGAAGAAACAAGCUAUAUCUAAGGCUGAAUUGUCGGUUGAGAUUACAGAGAGCAACAGCUGUAUCAAUGACUCACCUUUAACGUUGGAUGUUGGCCUGAGAUUGAAGCGUGGGCCAGAUGGUGAGUGGGAGGUAAUGUGGUCCAAAGUCAAGGAAGUGGGCCGCAUAGAAAAACCCAAAGACAAAAACUUUAAGCCCGUUAGCCAUUUUAAACCCACAGCUCCCUUCAAUGCAAAGCCCAAAUUUGAUCCCAAGCCCAUCAAAGUCUGGAGGCCCAAACCAAAACAAACACUUCAAAGCAGCGAGACUCACCCACGUCAUUUGAUUUCUGCUUCGAAGAGCUCAGUCAGCGAUCCUCGCAGAGGCGUUGUGGACUCUACGUCGGAACUUCCUCAAGCUGACUCCCAAAGCUUGUUGAGGCUAGCCCAGUCGAUGACAGCCUCUGACGGUGCCGGUAGUGACUUUAUCGGUGCCGGUAGUGACUUUAUCGGCGCCGAUGAGCCCGAUAAUGAGAUUCUCGGCUCCGAUGAAUCUGAUACAGCUUUUCUCAGCUCCGAUGAGUCCGAUGAGUCAGCAAACACCUUCGAUGGUGAAGAGAAAUUGCACCAAGACAUCCGUUUGAUACUUCAGGAGAAUUCCGGCAAUGUUAGCAAGAAAUGGGGGAACUCAGAUCAGUGGGUGCUUGAACUUCGAGAUGGAAGAAGAGUGGCGGUUCCGAUUCAAAUUUCUCUGCCUCCAGGUGAAGUCACAGAGGUAUUGGAAGAGCAAACCCGAUUGGCCUUGGUCCCCUUGAAGUGUUCAGAUGUUGUGGAGGUGUCAUCAGACCAAGUUGAUGAGAAUGAAGUACUUGUGGAGGAUUGGGUCUCAGACACUUCAGAGUCUUCUGAGCUACCUAAUGUAGAGGGUUUGUCGCCUCUAAGUGUGGAACCACUGGCCUUUUCUCUACCUCUGGCAAUUGAAGGGCAAGAAGUGUUGGGUCUGGAGAAUCCAAUGAGGGGAGAAGCUUACUCUGAGUGGGUCCAAAGCAGAUUUAAAGGGUUUGAUAAUUUCCUGGGCACGUCCCUAAAAGGUUUGGAAAAUCAAGCAACCACCUUUUUAUUGGCUGUUGAGGCUGAAUUACACUGUAGGGCUGCUUUGGAAAAAAAAGCACGUAAUUUGAAGAGUUCUGGAGUGAAAGGUAUUAGAGAGCUGAAGGGUCUUUUCAGCUCGAUUAAUUAUGGUUCUACUUCAACUAGGCGCAGUGGUAUUAAUAGGGAGCGGGCUCUCUCUAUUCCUAAAUGAAUCUGAAGAUGAUUUCUUGGAAUGUCAGAGGAUUGAAUGAGGCUGGGAAGAGA